UAUAUAUAUAUGAGUGGUAUGACUCAUUACAUAAAUAAAAAAUGUUUGAGAGCUCUAAAUUAAGAGCUCUAAUGGGUAGAGUCCAUCUAUUGAUGUGAUGUUUUGGCCUUCUUCUUUUUUAUUUUUUUUCUCAUUGCCAUAUAAGUAGAUCUCAAUUUAGUACUCUAUUUUUAGAGCCCUCUAUCACCACUCUUACAUAAAUAUUAUAAGAAAAUUAUACAUCAACACAUGUUUUAAAACAAAAAAAUCAAAUCAAUGAAAAUUUUUAUAAACAUUAAUAAUUAGAUCAUAAACUUUUUCAUUAGUCUAUAAAUAUUUUGUACAAACCUUAUGGAUGUGUAGUUUCCCAAUAUUUAUUAUAUUUGUAUUGACAAAUAAAAUAACAUAUAAAAAUAUGAUGAUGGUAUAAUUAUUGUUCUCACAGACUGUAUCAAAAAUAGCCAUAUCUUGUCUCUGCCAAAUUUAGUGAAAUCACCGCCAUGUCUAAAGAGGAAAUAUGGCCGGCUUUAAAUCCCCUCAUUUUUUUUGGUUGUCAUUGCUCUCUCUCUCUCUCUCUCUCUCUCUCUCUGGUUUGUUCAUUGCAUGUACAAAAGACUCUAUACUUCUCCCAAGUAAUUAGCCAUCAUAAUCAGAUAGAGAAACAAGUUCAUUUGAGCUGAAUUUGAGAGCUUUGAGUUUUGAUACAUAUCUGAAACCAGUGUUUGUGGUUUGUGAAAAACCCAAUUCAAAAUGUGCAUCAAUUUAGUGUCAAAAUGUGAGUCCUGAGAGCAAUCCCAAGAUGUCAGACAUCCCUCCAAAGCCUUCUCAUUGUCAAAUGACACCAACUUCUCAGCAACCCAUUAAUCAAACACUUGGUCAUUCAAGAUCUUUGUCUCAGCCUGCAUUGUUCUCUUCAAUGAAUUGUUUCCCUCCAUUACUAAACCUCCUUUCUAAUCGCGAGCCAUCACCAACCUCAGAAUUGAUUAUUGAAGAUGUACCAAUGGAUGAUCAAGGUGCUUCAUCCCUUUCACUUUCGUCUCAUAAAUGGCACCGCCGAUCCAACAGUGAUAUGCCAUUAGGAUUCUCUGCUAUGAUUCAAUCUUCCCCACAAUUGAUACCCAUAAGCGGUCAUGGAGUUUUUGAUAGGGAUGAUAAGCCAAUUCAUUCUGUGAAACAAGAAAUGAAUUUGGAUAUAGAUUGCACUUACAAAAAAGGAGUGAUGGUUGAGGGGAAAUUAGAGGGAGAUGUUGGGGAUGACUUGUUUAAUGCUUUUAUGAAUUUGGGCAGCGCUGAUCCAUUGAACUCUUCUGGUAUUGAGGAAAAGGACAUGGAUAGCAGGUCCAGUCGAACAAAGACACGUGGCGGUGAUGGUAGUGAUAAUGAGGUAGAAAGCAGCUUGAAGGGAAAACCCAACACCAUCCAUGGAGGAGGUUUAGGUCUUUCAAAUACGCGGCACUUCAGAAGUAUUUCAAUUGAUAGUUUUAUGGGAAAUAUGAAUAUUGCUGAGGAAUCGCCAAAGUUGCCCCUUUCAUUGGGAACUCAGUUUGUUCCGUACUCACCUUCUAAUUCUAUGGAUAUGAACUCGGCGAAGUUCAGUUUGGAGUUUGGAAAUGGCGAAUUCAAUGGAGCUGAGCUGAAAAAGAUUAUGGCAAAUGACAAACUUGCUGAAAUUGCAUUAUCAGACCCCAAACGUGUUAAGAGGAUAUUGGCUAAUCGGCAAUCAGCUGCACGUUCCAAGGAACGGAAGAUGCGAUACAUCUCAGAGUUGGAACAUAACGUGCAAACUCUGGAAACAGAAGCUACUAAACUGUCCGCACAGGUUACACUUUUACAGAGAGAGUCUGCUGGGCUUACAAGUCAGAACAAUGAGUUGAAAUUUCGCCUUCAAGCUAUGGAACAACAGGCACAACUCAAAGAUGCUCUCAAUGAAGCGUUAACUGGAGAAGUUCAACGUUUGAAGCUUGCAGCUGCAAAACUUAAGAGAAGUUAGACCUUCUAAUAGCAUGGCUCGACCAAAUUCCAUGAAUCACUGGAUGUUCACAAUGCAAAAUUAGCAACCGACCUAACUCGGACUUUAUCAGUUGUAGCAACCACGACAACUACAAUUGCAGUCUCUGCUGCCUUUGAGUAACCAACCACAGUUGCAAUAACAAAACCUCACACACACACACACACACACCCUUCCAUGGAAACCAUACAUUUUGAGACAUUUAUGUGUUAGUUUUCUAUUAUCUUUUUUGUUUUUUCUUCUUAAAGUGAGCUUGACAACUUAAAAUAUUGUCUUUUUCUUUCUCUUUUUUAUAUAUACAACAUUUCACGUGAACUCAAACAUCCGAAUGACAUUGAUACGAACUAUUAUUAUUGGUGA
Molecule: messenger RNA, 2347 nt
Organism: Camellia sinensis
Lineage: Eukaryota; Viridiplantae; Streptophyta; Magnoliopsida; Ericales; Theaceae
Product: bZIP transcription factor 29
Biological process (GO): regulation of DNA-templated transcription
Cellular component (GO): nucleus
Molecular function (GO): DNA-binding transcription factor activity
Source: RefSeq, a predicted model, not a curated record